Colias croceus (clouded yellow) is the source of this 2804-nucleotide messenger RNA. It is a transcript of the gene DIP-beta, whose product is annotated as lachesin-like. The coding region runs from base 374 to 1594 and encodes 406 amino acids. Lineage: Eukaryota; Metazoa; Arthropoda; Insecta; Lepidoptera; Pieridae. The record is from RefSeq and is a predicted model, not a curated record. The transcript has 9 exons. Gene Ontology annotation, cellular component: neuron projection.
CGCGCGCCGGGCCUGUGUCGCUACCGCGGGCAACUUCGCAACUUCAACGAGUACACUUUUCGUUUGUUUUGUGGAACGAGCUACAGAUUAAUUUCCAGUGUUUUACUUGGACAAAGUUUAUUGAAACUUUACCGCAGUUCUAUUUGUGGAAUCGUCUAACGCUAAUACUUAAUCUGAAAGGUUUUAUGUGAAAAACUCGUUAUGUGUUCGGUGAAAAGGACGUAACGUGGCUGUAAAUUUUACGUAUACAUGAACAGUCAGAUGAUUUUUGAAAAGAUAUUUUCAUCACGGCUCAGGCGGAACAGCAGAACACCAUAAACAUGACACGGGCUUGUAACAGUGGCCAGCAUCGAAGAGUAACACGCUGAGCAUCAUGGCGCGCGUGCGGGGCGGGCCGCUCUCACGGCUUCUCAUUUUGGCCGUGCUACAUGUUAAUUUUAUCGCCCUAGGUCUGGAACCGGACUUCUUGUUCCCUCUGGAGAAUGUGACCAUCGCCCAAGGAAGAGACGCAACGUUCACCUGCGUGGUUAAUAACCUCGGUGGUUACAGGGUGAGUGGCGACUCCGCCACUGCCAGGGUAGCGUGGAUCAAGGCGGAUACAAAGGCAAUUUUAGCUAUACACGAGCACGUGAUCACGAACAAUGCGAGGUUGAGCGUCACCCACAACGACUACAAUACCUGGACACUCAACAUUCGCGGAGUGAAGCGGGAGGACAGAGGACAGUACAUGUGCCAAGUUAAUACAGAUCCAAUGAAAAUGCAGACAGCGUUUCUAGAAGUAGUAAUACCGCCCGACAUCAUUUAUGAGGAGACGUCUGGAGACAUGAUGGUGCCUGAGGGCGGUUCUGCUAAGUUAGUGUGUAAGGCUAGAGGAUACCCACCACCGAAGAUAGUAUGGCGGAGAGAAGAUGGAGGCGAUCUCAUUUCUAGAGGUGGACCGCAAGGAAAAACUAAAGUAAUGUCGCUGGAGGGCGAGAUUGUGAACCUGACGAAAGUGACUCGCUCGGAGAUGGGAGCGUAUCUAUGCAUCGCGGCAAAUGGCGUGCCGCCGUCCGUUAGCAAGAGGAUAAUGCUCCACGUGCACUUCCAUCCAUUAGUGCAAGUACCAAAUCAGCUUGUGGGAGCUCCCACGGGCACGGAUGUAACACUGCAGUGCCACGUCGAAGCCUCACCAAAAGCUAUCAAUUAUUGGACAAGAGAAAACGGUGAGAUGAUCAUAACAAACGACAAAUAUCAAAUGAGCGAGAUCAACAGUUCAGCGUACAGCGUGCAGAUGCGACUCAUAGUUCGCAACAUACAAGACACCGAUAUGGGCGGCUACAAGUGCAUUUCCAAGAACUCCAUAGGAGACGCUGAAGGAACUAUCAGGUUAUAUAAAAUGGAACUACCAUAUCUCAAGUCAAGAGUCGAAGACACGGAAACAAAUUACGUAGAGACAAACGACGUUCGGUCCAGUCUCCAAGGCCCGCUGCGGGAAGGCGGUCACCGGGCCGAAGACGCGGACUUCUUGGGCGGCCGCCCCUCGCCCGCCGCCUCGUACCGCGCCACUCCACAUGCAAUCUUUUUAAUAUCUGCCGUAGCCUUUGUGUGCUAAACUUUUCUAAACAACUUAAUGCUACAUCGAACGAAAUUUCAGCAUAAUAUAUCCCAAACUUAUUUUCGUCGCUAUUUGGGUAAAACCAAACAUGUUUUUCAUACGCGACACGUAACGAAUUUAAAACAUCUUCUUGUUUAACUGUAUAAUAUAAAGUAAUCGUGCAUAGCCGUUUAUGUAUGUGUGAUGUACAAUAUAAUUAUGACUAAGCUCGUGUGCUUGUAAAAAUAAAAUGUGCCAGUGUAAAUGGUUAAAUUUAAUAUAAAUAAUGAAGACAUUGAAUCAUUUAAGAAACGAGCUGUUAGCAAUGUAAAAUGCUUAGUAUAUGUUGUGCAGUUUAAAAAGGAAGCCGUAUUACUAUCGUCGAUAAUAUAAUAAUUUUGACUCAGAACAAUAUCGUUAGGCGCAUAGAAUGCCCUGAACAGAUUAAAUCCAUAACAUAUUAUUAUAGUUUCAACCUGCUUGCAUAUUUAUUUUAUUGUAAAAUUAUAUGUGGAUUAAUAUUAAUGUAUUUGCAAAUGAUAUUAUUUAAAUAUUUGUUUCUUCUAAUUCAUUUAUUAUCGUGCUUGUAAAUAAUUAUGUAGAGUCACGUUAUAUUGUGUAAACUAUGUUUAAUAAAUGCCUAAUUAAUUAUAAAUCAAGUUAUAUUUGGAACAAUAUUAAGUUUUAAAAUAGAUUUUGCAUGUACCUAUAGGUAUAUAUACAAUUUAAUACUGUAUAUUGAAUAUAAUAAAUCAAAUAAUAGAGCAACAUGUAUUUUAUUGUUAUAGUUAUUGUUGUUGAAUGAUGAACCGUCACCAGUAAACAAAAACCUUACCGUUAGUAGAUUUAGUUGAAACGAGAGUCCUAAUUUAUUAAUUUAACGAAAAUACUACAAAAAUAUCCAUUCAUUUUUAAAAAAAACAUGUGUAUAUUUUUUACAUUCAUUUGCCUUAUUUGAUUAAAAUUUUACCACUCAACAAGCAAGAUAAGAUUGUGAUAGAUUUUUCACACAGUGGACUAUUUAAUGUUAUUUUUUCAGUGUGUCAUGUUUCUUUUUGUGUUUCCUUUAAUAAUUUAGGACUCUUAUUAUAGAUGUCUGUUAUGUACACUACCUGUCUAUACAUUCCUUUUCUAUUUAUUUAAUGUCAUCAGCCACUUUGUAUAACGACCUUGUAACGAGUGUAUAAUAAUGCCUGCGAAGUAUAAAAUAUAAAUGAUAUACAUACGU